UGUGUCCUCUUCGUGCCUCCAUUGAUGUGUUAGAAGGGGAAUAUUUUUUCCUUUGUUAUCUUGAGUCAAUGCAAGAACAUUUUCAGGAAGAAGCAUACUCAAUAAACUGGUACAAAGAAAAUGCUGGCAAGCAGCAACUGAUAAAGGAAACACAGAGAAUUGUUUCCCAAAUGAAUUUUCUGGAGUUUUGGCCAGCUGAGCUCAGUGACUCUGGGAAUUACUCUGUCACUCACAGCAAUGGAAAACAAAAUUUCACAGUUCAGAAGUGGACCUUGAAUGUACUUGAAAGAAAUAAAAGCAGCUGUUUCAACAAAAAUCAUUUAACUACAGAAAUUAAAAAUGCUGGAACUGGUCAUUCACUGAAAUGCAAUGAUUUGUCUGUCAAUGAAAAUGACAGUAUAACAUGGUACAAGGACUGUAAGAACUAUGAAAAUGAAACAGAGCGGGAACUGGAUUUUAAAACCUUAACAGUACAGCACUCUGGGAUAUAUACCUGUAAAAUUUUAAUCAGUCAUGAAGGAAAGAUAUAUCACAGCACAAAUACAAUUAAGCUGGUAGUAGAAGAUGAUGCACCAGAGACUGUAACUUUGGAGAUAGUUGGACGUGAUGAAGAAAUUGAAACAGAAAUGGGUAAAGAAGAGAUACUCAAUUGCACAGGUUUCUUGGGUUACUAUAUGAGAGAAGAUGUCAGCCUCUACUGGUUAAUUAAUCAAACGUUUCCAGAAAAAUGUACAGGUAUCCCCAAGAAUGAACCUUCAAUUUGUGAAGAAGAGUUUAAAAAAUUACAGUUGGGAAACAAGUUCUACAUCACAAGGCUACUACGGAUUAAAAAAGUAACAGAUGAGGACAUGCAUCAUAAUUUCACCUGCAUGUUGCAAGCUGAUGAAAGAACACUAAUGAAAAUAGUGAAACUGAAGAAAGGGAACACCAGAGAUCUGCCUGUGCACAUAUUUACAACUGGAAUGGUCCUUGCUGUACUAUUUCCAUGUGCUGCUGUAGCUGCGGUGUUUGUCUGUGUGAUGUUUAGAGUUGACUUAGUUCUAUUUUACAGGAACAUAUGCAGAAGAGACGACACUGCUGGAGACGGAAAAGAAUAUGAUGCAUUUGUGUCAUACCUGAAAGACUGUGUUUCUCCUACUGAAGAAGAGAGAGAAUUUGCUUUGAAGAUAUUACCCAUGGUAUUAGAAGAAAACUUUGGGUACAAGUUAUGUAUAUUUGAGAGGGAUGUAUCCCCUGGAGGAGCAGUUGUUGAUGAUAUCCAUUCAUUCAUUGACAAAAGCCGAAGACUAAUUAUUAUACUGAGCCAGAACUACGUUUCUGACAGAGCCAUAUAUGAACUUGAGAGUGGACUGCAUAAAGCCCUAGUUGAAAGAAAAACUAAGAUCAUAUUAAUUGAAUAUAUGCCUAUAAGUGACUAUGAUUUCUUGCCAGAAUCAUUGUCUCUUUUACCAUCAAAGAGGGUUGUGAAGUGGAAAAAGGAUAAAUCUCUUCCCAUGAAUUCCAGAUUUUGGAAGAACCUUCGGUACCUGAUGCCAGCAAAACCUACCAAGAUGAACACCAAAGGGCACUAUAAUAAUCUUGACCUAGGCUCAGAAGGGACUCCACAAUGGACUGAAGGCUGUGACUUUAAUGCAGUUGUAUAACAAUUCUGGAGACAGAAGAUGCCGCAGAAAACUGCAUUUUGCUAACUAAUAGAAAACACAACCUGCACUCUUUGGGAAGAUAGUGUUCAUAAGAGACCAAGUCUGAGAUCUGAGAAUAAUGUAGAAUUUAUUACAGUGGCUAGGAUGAAGUUAACGCCAAUGCUAAAUGCUGUCACAGAGAGAACUUCCUCAGCAAUCUUCACAAGGAGCAGAAAUUUCAUUCUGCUUGGUAUUUACCACAUGGCACGAAGCACAAUGCAAAACAUUUUGUUUUCACAUUUUCCAGUAAUGUAGAAUGAUAUUAGUUAUACUUGCACACUUUUUGAGGCCCUCAAUAAAUAUAACCGUAUUUGCAAAGUAUUAUUAUUUAAAGGCUCUUGGGUUUGUAUUUUGGUAUUUCCUAAGGGUUCUGCUUGGGAGUAGACUGAAACGCUCCUGAUGAGUUAGCUUGGCAUGCAGGCUUUGGGCAAUGUCAAGCAGGAAAAUCAAGUGAAAAUAGGGAAAAGUGAGGUUAGAAAGAGUAGGUUAGGUAUGGUCACGCUAACAGUAUUCACUACUGAGUUGUAUGUGGUCUAGAUGAGCCAAGUGGGAGUGAUUUGGAGGAAUGAUAAAGACUUUCCAUCCUCCUGUUUCGCUGAGAAUACUGUAAAUGCUCAUUUUGACAGGGAGAAGAGGGGGAUAGGAUAGAGAUAAUAGUAUUUUUUUUUAUGGACACUGAUACCUACAUUAUACCCUGACCUGCCUUCAGCUGAGGGAUAUAGGGGAUUUACUUGAAAAUGAGAUCUUUAGUAUAUACAUGUACUCCUAACACUUGUACUUACUAUUUUUUAAAACAAACUUAGUAAUGCCAUUCAAACCCAUACCCUCCCUUACCAUUAGCUGCCUGGCAGAAAAUACCAAUCUGAUAUAAAUACCUGGAUAAAAUGGAACUAUAUUUCCUCCUAAUACCAGUGGGGAGAAAUCAGUGGAGAAGCUUUUGGAAGAUCUGUCAGUUUGCUAGGAGACCAUCAAGAGUCAACCCACUCACAUCAUUGUCUUGCAUUCAACUAAUGCUAAUUCUUAGGACACAUCUCUUUGAUACUGACAAUUCAUGCAGCUAUAGUCGAGGAGCUCCGUUACCUUCUCAGUGCACUUGAGAACAUAAUUGGAGUGCUGGGUGUCAUGGCAAUGUCUCAGGAUUCAUGAGAAUGAAAUACCUUGUUGUUUGUCAAUUAUUUUGUAAUCAAGAAUAGUUUCUGACAUAUAUUCAGGUAAAAGUGAAGGCUAAAUCUGACUUUACAAUAUGGAGACAACACAGUUGCCAGGUUAACCUGCAGAUGAAAAGGAACAAAAGAAGGCAGAACACAUCCGUGGUGUCCUUCAGAUCAGCUCCAAGAGGUCUUCCUCCUUCUGUCAGGCAACUAAAGAGCUACUGAAAUGUUAUACUUUAGACAAAAGACAUUUAAGCUUCUAUUGAAGAGUAUUUCUGCUUUGUAGAUAUGUAUGUCUUUACAUUUCCAAAUCUUUCUCAAGAUUCAGUUCUUCCGUACCAGUGUUUCCUGUGAUUUGUAAUCACAGAUCAGUUUUAACAUUCUCCUGCAGGACUAAUGAUUACCCCUACUUCAGAAAUGCCAUUAGGCAUACUGGGCACAUCCAUUUCUUG
Athene cunicularia (burrowing owl) is the source of this 3285-nucleotide messenger RNA. RefSeq names its product interleukin 18 receptor 1 (gene IL18R1). The record is from RefSeq and is a predicted model, not a curated record. NCBI's taxonomy places the organism in Eukaryota, Metazoa, Chordata, Aves, Strigiformes, Strigidae. Gene Ontology annotation, molecular function: interleukin-18 binding; interleukin-18 receptor activity; interleukin-1 receptor activity. Gene Ontology annotation, biological process: positive regulation of type II interferon production; interleukin-18-mediated signaling pathway. The transcript is spliced from 9 exons. The coding region runs from base 69 to 1643 and encodes 524 amino acids.